This is a messenger RNA of Sporisorium graminicola, 408 nucleotides long. RefSeq lists its product as uncharacterized. NCBI's taxonomy places the organism in Eukaryota, Fungi, Basidiomycota, Ustilaginomycetes, Ustilaginales, Ustilaginaceae. The coding region runs from base 1 to 408 and encodes 135 amino acids. The record is from RefSeq and is a predicted model, not a curated record. Gene Ontology annotation, cellular component: membrane. The transcript has 4 exons. Gene Ontology annotation, biological process: mitochondrial respiratory chain complex I assembly; response to oxidative stress.
AUGUCGCUGGCGCGUACACUCAACGUGAUCCGCAAGGAGGGGAUCAAGAAGUUCUGGAGGGAUCUGAACUACAUUGGUGAUGCCAAGUCUGGUCGUCUUGUCGGCAUCGAUAGGAACGGGAACAAAUACUACGAGAACCACGAGGAGUUUAACCUGCGCCAUCGCUGGAUCGACUAUGCUGCGGACAACGAGUUCAACGCCUCGCAGGUGGAUCCGCUGUGGCACUCGUGGCUGCACCAUAUCCGCAAAGACCCCCCACACCAGGACGCAGGCAUCCAGAAGAUGACCCAGGCGUGGAUGACCGCUCCACGAGAAAACGUCACUGGCACCCGCGGCGGCUUCAAGACGUACAACACCACCAAGCCCAAGAUCUCCGCAUGGGAACCCAAGGUCGCCCACAGAGGCUAG